AUGCCGAAAAGCAGGAGGGUAAAAAAAUGGUCGAAAACAGAAGAUAGCGAACUCACUAAAAAUUAUCACUUGUGGAUGCUGAAAGCAGAAGUAGAACAAGAAAGUUUUGAUUCGUUCCAUGCUGAUGAACUUUCACGUCAGCAACACCUUUUUGAGCUGAUGGAGAAUAAAUCGCUGAAUCCAAAAUGGCUGACAUCCGCUGAUUGUUUGAAACGACAAUACAGCUCUGAUGAUCUUUAUGUAUUACCUGCUUUCAGAGGAAAAGCCUUUCAUCAUUUAUUGUCAUUAAAAUGCAGAAUAUAUGGAUCGCUGGCUUUACUUACAUCACUCAAACAAAAAGAACGUCUUCCAAAACGACAUUCGCCUAUUUGGUCCACAACUUUGCUGGGAUCAGUUGUCUGUUUCAGUGGAAUCGAAAUAAAAACAAGAUUAAUGUUUUAUAAGCAGCAAAGUUCGCUUGUAAAAGCAAUGGGUGGAACGAUUUCAAAAGCAUUUACGGAAAAAGUCACUCAUUUAGUUGCCGACUCUCAGAAUACAACAUCCAAAAAAUUUACUACUGCUAUAGAGCUCUCGAUUCCAGUACUGUCAGUUAAUUGGGUGUUUGAUGCGUGGAAUCAAGCGAAAAGUUUUUGCGAAAGUUCGUGCGUUGAUGAAUGUUUCACUAGAAAACAUAGGCUGAAAAUUUUUGACAAAUGUGUAAUUAGCUGCUCAGGUUUAGUACCUCAUGAUCGUUCAAUUCUUUCGCGAUUAGUUGAAGCAAACGGUGGUGUUUAUUCGGGGAAUAUGAAGAAAAAUCACUGCACUCAUUUGGUGACAAACAUGAAUUCUGGUGAAAAGUAUAAAGUUGCUCACAAGUGGGGUUGGGAUCAAAUCAAAAUUGUUCGCUUACGAUGGAUUACAAAAAGUGUAGAGGAAGGGCAUCGUCUGCCAGAAAAGAUGUUUGAAACGAAACCUAAUUCUGAAAUUAAAUGCAGUACGCCAUUGAAAUCGCAGCUAAUCGAGUUUCAAGUUCCUCCAAAUUUAGAAAUUAGCAAUAUUCCUCGCUCAUAUGACCAAAACGAAGGAGAAAUGUUAUUAACCAACGACAAACCAGUAUCAAAUGAAGCUUCAACAGUACGUGCAACAAAAAAUGAAUCUCAUUUCAGUGAAAUCGUUGAAUCAAGACUUUUUGAAAGCAGUUGUAUGAAAAUGAGGCAUGUACAAGAAACGAAUAUAAUAUCGGAUCCUAUUGUGCCUCUCGACUUAGAUGCUUUUCAAUUCAAUGAUUUCAUGAAUAAAUGUGUCAUAUAUUUGUGUGGAGUUGCUCAUGAAAAUUUCAAAAAAUACAAAUGGCUUACUAACAGAGUUGGGUCACGUCGUCGUGAUCAGCUGAUAUACGAGGAUAUUACUCAUGUUGUGGUUGGCAUUCAAAAACUCGAUUGGGAAUUAAUCGAGCAGCUGAAAGAGAAAGCACUCCACAAUGUGAAAGUUAUCACAUGUGAAUGGCUGCUGGACUGCAUCAAAGCUCAAAAAGUUUUAAAUGAAGAAGAUUAUUUAAUUUUCAAGCGUGAGGAAGAUGAAUACCACAUUUCAUCCCACACAUUAAGUGAGGGUGAUGUAAGACGGUAUAACUACAGCUGUGGAUCGAGAAGAAAAGCUAAAUUGAGAAUCACUGAAGUGGGAUCUAAGGUCCUUGGUGAUGCGGUUAGCAAGUUGACGAACAAAAAGUCAGGUUGCAUGGAUAAUAAUGCGGAUAGUGAAUUACUUAUUGUCGUCGAAGAAGAGGAUGAACAUCGUUUGUUCGCCGGAUUAGUAUUUCGAAUCGUUGUUAGAGAUGAUAAUUUUAGAGACAGACUUGUUUGCGAUAUUGAAAGACAAGGAGGAAUAGUAGAACGAGAUACAAAAUUUUGGGUUAAUUAUAUGGUGUGUGAAGUGCUAGAUUAUCUGCUUGAUGUCAGCAUGCCAGAUUUUAAUUGUGGUGAUAUUGUAUCGUUGUUUUGGCUCCGAGAAUGUGUUGAAAAAGGAGCAAUUAUGAAUGCCGAAAAGCAUCCUCUUUACCGACCUGUCGAAGCGAGUAAUGUUUUAAAAAUUUUUGAAGGACAUACUAUAGGUUUGAGUGCACUGCCGGUUGAGGAGAGGAAUAUAUUUGCUGCAAUGCUUUAUAAAUUUGGUGCAAAGGUUUAUUGUCGUCUGAAGCAUGACACGCACCUAAAUAUCUUUACUCACAUAGUAACCGGAUUUGAAACCCUUCACUGUGAAGAAGCGAGACAAAUGGGGAUACCUGUUUUAGAUCCAUCUUGGAUUCUAGAAUCUGUAGUUCAAAAUAAACUGCAACCCGUUGAGCAUUAUUUGUUUUCUGAUCAACUAUUCAAAAAUUAUUCACGAAAAGACUACUUAUGGACGCAUGCCUGUAAAGAUAAACAAUAUAGUGCUAAAUCAAAUCAGAACUGUGUUCAUGAGCCUGCGGUUCAAGCACCAAUAGAUGAUAAUGAAAAAAGAGUCGAUGUAGACUUUCCCAUUCUAGAAGCUGCGCAAGAAAUGAUGGGAAACGCUGAAGUUCAUGUGGAAAAUCCGGGGCUAGGAAUGCUGAAUUAUAGUGAAGAAAGUAUUGCGCAAGUACAUCAACAGAAAUCUGUUGGUGAUAAUUUGGUUGCAGCUUUGAAUUUCACAGAUGCAUAUGAUUACGUGAAUAAAAUGAAUACACAAAAUACUUCUCGAAAAAGUGAUUCUUGGGUAGGUCUCUAUAUAUCUAAGAAUGAUACAGCUGUAGGUCAAAUACUUAAUGAAGCAGUAAUUAAAACUGCUCAGGCUCAUGAAACGGUUCAUAUAUCUCCAGGAAAAGCAGUUUGUGACUACAAUCGUAUACAAAUCAGGGAAAAUAAAAGGAAAGCUACAGAGACUAUUGCAAUUGGGCAUAUCAACAGUCCCAAAAAAGUCAGGACAAUAAUGGUUGAUAAUAUUUGUUCUUCAGAUGCUUCAAAAGAUGAAAAAAAGCGAAGAAUAGCUGAAAGAUUAGCUAAAUUAGCUGUGGAAAAAGAAGAGUUUAUGAGAGCAAGAGAAGCUAAAAAAGAGAUCGAGCGCGAAAUGGAAAAAAAAGAUAGGGUGUCUCCACCUGAAAAGUUCGAAAUGCGGUGUACUGAAAGAAAGUUCGUUGAACCACCUCAGCCAGAAUGUUAUGGAUGGAAAGAAAGCAGUCCGAGGCCACUCGCUACACAAAUACUCAAUCCUUUUGAAACAGAUGAAAUUGAGAAGAAUCACACACCCCCACCUAAUGAAGCAAACGAACAAAAUGAAGACGAUAAGAAAUGCGAUGUACGAGUUUCUGAAAGUACUGUAAUGGCAGAAUCAUUUGAUGUACCUGUAAGAAGAAUAUGUUUCACGUCUACUACAGGGCAUGAUAGGAAUCUUUUGAUGUCAAUGGUUCUGGAGCUAGGUGGUGAAAUAUGUGAUGAAUUUGAUGAGAGAGUAACUCAUUUGGUUUGCGGACGUAUUGUGCGUAAUGAAAAAUUACUUUGUUCAAUUGCGAAAGGAUUGUUUGUUAUUGAUGAGGAAUAUGUCCUUGACUCCUAUGCUCAGUCAAAGUGGCUUGAAAUUGAUGACUAUGAAUGGGGAAGUGACUGUUCAUUUAAAAAGCACCAAAUCAUGUGUCAGCGUUUUAUUUCUUUUGCUUUGGCUUGUCAUCGGUGGCGAUUGAAAAUAGAAAAGGAUCCGACUCAAAAAGCCUUUUUUGGUUGGAAAGCGUUAUUUUAUUGCAGUCGUCGACGGUUUUUAGAACUCAAACGUAUCAUAGUUUUCGGCGGUGGGGAAGCGAAUUUAAGGGACGAUGUUUGUUCUUUACAAGAAUUUACAAUUGCCCUCAUAGAGAAAUCUCGAUUUUGGAAUUCUAAAGAGGUGACCGAACUUAUUGAAAAUAAUAUUCCAUGCUUUGGUACGGAUUACAUUGCUACUUAUUUAACACUAGAAAGACGAGAUGAAAUGGAGAAUUAUUACCACCAAGAUUAUGCUAAAGAAUUGAAACGCAUAUCUCGAACAUAA
Messenger RNA from Thelazia callipaeda (thelaziosis nematode), 4014 nucleotides. NCBI's taxonomy places the organism in Eukaryota, Metazoa, Nematoda, Chromadorea, Rhabditida, Thelaziidae. The record is from the annotation of a GenBank genome assembly.